Cheilinus undulatus (humphead wrasse) is the source of this 1208-nucleotide messenger RNA. RefSeq names its product jumonji domain containing 7 (gene jmjd7). Gene Ontology annotation, molecular function: 2-oxoglutarate-dependent dioxygenase activity. The transcript is spliced from 9 exons. NCBI's taxonomy places the organism in Eukaryota, Metazoa, Chordata, Actinopteri, Labriformes, Labridae. Bases 166 to 1188 code for a protein of 340 amino acids. The record is from RefSeq and is a predicted model, not a curated record.
UAAAAGAAGACGGUGGAGGAAAAUGCGCAUGCGCAUAAAAGUAAACACUACAGCAUGGCACCGAACUUCGGAAACAACUGCUUUAACCGUUAUUGAUUAUUGAGGAUCUGAUCCCUAAUCGGUGACGUCACCACAUCACCGUCACUGUUAUGACGUAGAGAGAAGAUGGAGACCGUGAAGGACCGACUGGCUGAGUUUGCUCUGGAGGCUCACGAUCUCUACCUGAACCACUCGGUGCCGUACCUGGACGGGUCACCUGACCCUCUGGUCUUCUUCAGGGACUGGAUCUCUGCCAACAAACCUGUGAUCAUCAGGAACGCCAUCAGCCAUUGGCCAGCUCUGACCAGGUGGACCCCUGAGUACUUGAGGGGGAAGGUGGGGUCAAAGGUCAUUAGCGUAGCCGUGACUCCUAAUGGGUACGCAGAUGCUGUCAGCGGGGAUCGAUUCGUCAUGCCUGAAGAGAGGAGGAUGACCUUUUCUGAUGUUCUGGACAUCAUUGAGAGGAAGGUGCGGCGCCGUGGCGUGUUUUAUGUCCAGAAGCAGUGCUCUAACCUUCUCGAUGAGCUUCCUGAACUCACAGACGACAUCGAGUCUCACGUACCCUGGAUGAGCACGGCGCUUGGACGGUUACCUGACGCUGUGAACUUCUGGCUCGGUGAGGACAGCGCCAUAACGUCCAUGCACAAAGACCACUAUGAGAACCUCUACUGCGUCGUCUCUGGAGAGAAAAACUUCAUCCUGCUGCCGCCAACGGACCGCCCCUUCAUCCCCUACGGCGUCUUCCAGCCCGCCGUCUACCACCAGAGAGAUGACGGUGAGUUCGAGGUCGUGGAUCAGAGUGGCUCUGAGAAGGUACCGUGGAUUUCUGUGGACCCGCUGGAUCCCGAUCUGGACCGGUUCCCUCAAUACGGCCGAGCUCAUCCAAUCAGCUGCAGCGUGAAGGCUGGAGAGAUGCUGUUCCUGCCAUCACUAUGGUUUCACCACGUCAAACAGUCACAUGGCUGCAUUGCAGUGAACUUCUGGUACGACAUGGACUAUGACAUCAAAUACAACUAUUAUCAGCUGAUUGAUGCACUGACCCAGGUGACCACGCCCCCGUGGCAUCAAAUGAUGUCUCAGCAUCAGUCUGACAUCACGGCAUCCGAGUAUGAGGUCACGGUGACCGGAGCGAAAUUAAAGUUUAAUUAAAGAAAUAUUUAAAAACUGGA